Molecule: messenger RNA, 4224 nt
Organism: Plutella xylostella (diamondback moth)
Lineage: Eukaryota; Metazoa; Arthropoda; Insecta; Lepidoptera; Plutellidae
Gene: Hdc
Product: histidine decarboxylase
Biological process (GO): L-histidine catabolic process; histamine biosynthetic process
Cellular component (GO): cytoplasm
Molecular function (GO): pyridoxal phosphate binding; histidine decarboxylase activity
Source: RefSeq, a predicted model, not a curated record
GCGAGAGAGAAACAGUUGUCUAUGGAACUUCCCUGAAAAAGUAUAAAAAGAAAAAAUAUUUGAAUUCAGAACUCAGUGUUCGGUUUGUGCCAGUGUGUGUCUACUUCGGGAAGCAAAGAGGAAGCCGAGACCAGUUCCAGCGGGAACCAUGGACCACGUCGAGUUUCGAGUCAAAGCGAAGGAGAUGGUGGACUACAUAGCGGACUACCUGGAGGGCGUGGGCGCGCGGCGCGUGUACCCGGCCGUGCAGCCGGGCUACCUGCACGCGCUGCUCCCGCGCGCCGCGCCCGCCCAGCCCGAGCCCUGGGACCGCAUCAUGCGGGACGUGGAUGACGUCAUCAUGCCCGGGCUGGUGCACUGGCAGAGUCCGCACAUGCACGCUUACUUCCCGGCGCUGACGUCGUACCCCUCCAUCAUGGGGGACUUCUUGUCCAGUGCUCUGAACGUGCUGUGCUUCACUUGGGCCUCUUCACCAGCGGGCACGGAGCUGGAGACCAUCGCCAUGAACUGGCUCGGCAAGAUCCUCGGCCUGCCCGAGUGUUUCCUCAACGAGCAGAACGACAGCCUCGGCGGCGGAGUCAUUCAGACUACGGCUAGUGAGGCGACCCUAGUGUCCUUACUGGCAGCUCGGACCCGCACCCUCACGGAGCUGUCUCAACUGAACCCUGAGGAGCAGAGUGCAGCUCUACUGGCUCACCUGGUGUGCUACUGCUCCGACCAGGCGCAUUCCUCGGUGGAGAAGGCUGGGCUUAUUGGUUUGGUCCGCAUGCGGUACAUCGAGUCUGAUGAGAACCAGAGCAUGCGCGGGGAGAAGCUCGAGGAGGCCAUCAUCAGCGACAAGGCCAAGGGACUCGUGCCUUUCUGGGUGUGUGCAACCCUGGGAACGACGGGGUCGGUGGCGUUCGACAACCUGCGUGAGGUGGCCGUCGUGUGUCAAAAGUACGGAGCGUGGCUUCACAUUGAUGCGGCGUAUGCUGGUAGUGCUUUCGUGUGUCCUGAGUUCCGCCACUGGAUGGACGGCAUGGAGAUGGCUGACUCCUUCGCGUUCAACCCCUCCAAGUGGCUCAUGGUGUCUUUCGACUGCACCGCCAUGUGGGUGAAAGACAGCACGGCUCUUCACCGGACCUUCAACGUCAAUCCCAUUUAUUUGAGGCACGAAAACUCAGGAAAGGCUAUCGAUUACAUGGGUAGCAACAAAAAACGAUACAAAAUGAAGAAAAUCCGCACAGACUCAGACACAAACGGAAAACAAAUGAAUGGAAAAGAAAAGGAUACAGUUAUAGACGAUGGAUAUUACUACGAAGAUACAGAAAAACUUGGAGGUUACGACAAAAUGGCGCCUGGAUGUACUGAAAAGAUACAACUUGAGAAUCCGGAUAAGAAGGAGUAUUUACACUGGCAAAUACCGCUGAGUCGUCGCUUCAGGGCCCUGAAGCUGUGGUUUGUGCUGAGGAACUACGGGGUUUCAGGAUUACAGAAGCAUAUUCGCAAGGGUGUGAAAUUGGCGAAGGAAUUUCAAGCCCUAGUGGAGUCCGAUGUCAGGUUUGAAGUGCCCCAGAAUAGCAACCUGAGUCUAGUGGUGUUCCGUCUCAAAGGCGACAACGCGUUGACAGAACGCCUACUGCGGCGGUUGAACGCGCGCGGUCACAUGCACGCCGUGCCCGCCUGCUUCAAGGACACCUACGUCAUCCGGUUCACUGUGACGUCACAGCGCACCACCAGCCAGGAUAUACUGGUGGACUGGGAGGAGAUCAAGCUGGUGGCUUCAGAGAUCCUGGUGGAGACCUUCGGGUCAGACCACGGCAACAUCAGCCUCGACGCGCGAAAGAGACCCAAGGUGUCUUUGAAACAGACCCGUGAGCUGAACGCGACGUUCGGCACCAGUCUCCUGCUGGCCAACAGCCCGAUGUCGCCCAAGAUCGUGAACGGCACGCACGCCGCCAUCUGCGACUAUGAGCAGGUGCUGACGUCAUGCGCGCAAACCGCGGCGCAGCUCAAGAUGGAGCCGAAGGAUAGCCCUGAGAUGCGUCGUCGCAUCCGCGGCAUCAAGAUGUCGGGUAAGAUGUUCUCGCUGGACUCCUGCAUGGACCUGGUGCAGGGGCUGAUGGUGGAGAGCAUGGUACUGCCGCAGUGUGCUGAGGAGAAGGAGGAGGUUACUAGCAAUGGUUCCAGCGGCGACAAGUCUUCCAACUCAACUUCUCCAAUGGCAUCUAGUGGCAACAAACUUGAAACAAACACCGAUGAUAACCAACUGCAAAUACCAGCAGCACCCAGGCAGAUCCGAUCAAAAUCUGUAGAUGUCUCUCUUUCAGAACUAUUUGAAGACGCUAAAGUCACCAUUGAUGUGGAAAAGAAUGAAAUUGUUAUCACUCCAACAGGCAGCAAAGUUUUCGCUGAUGAUAUUAAAAAAUCUGAUGCAGUUAAUGAUAAAAUGAGCAUUGGGGAGAAGUUCAGUCAAGCAUUUGAAAAUUUGCAGGAUAACUUGCAAAUGCUUAGGGACGGUAAUGAUGUUGAUGAUGGUAAAGAUGAUGAGGCAAACAGCAAACUGACAAUCAAAGGUCCAGGUAGUUACAUUAAGAAAUUGAUUCAACAAUUUAGCGAAGCCCCUGUUGAAAAUGAUGAUGCGAAGGCCGACUCUGAAACUGAGCAAACCACGAUGAAAGGUAGGGCUGAUGCCAUUUGCAAAAAGUGCUUACAUUACAAAGGAAAACUGAAAAAGUAAAUUUCGCAUCGAUAGCUUCAUACUGAUUUAUGAAAAAAUCUUGAAAAAAAUAUGCAACAAGGCAUGAUACUUGACACUGUGAUUUAAAAAAAAAGCUUCUUAUUAUUUUGUUCAAACUUACACACAAAAUAUAGCAUGAAUCGUGGAUAAGUUUUAAUAGUUUAUAGUUUUAUAAUUAUUCCAGCACAAUGUGUUUAUUUUUAUUAACCGUAAUACAGAAAAUAAUAGUAUCAUGAAAGUCACACAAAUAUAAUUUUAACAAAUUUUCAUAGAAUAUAUUAGAAUGGUAGAUUGUCUGGAAUAAAUAAUAAUAUUAAAUAAAUUGUAGUUUUAUAGUUAUAGUUGUAUGAAUAUUCAUUAUAAAUAAAUGUUGUCGACAUGACUGUGUACCAAUUUUGGUUCAAGUGCAUGAUAAAUUUGAUGGUAUAUAAAAUAUGUAGGCAUAUAGGUACCUAAACAAUAUUUUUUGUCUUUAAAACAUAAUAUUGUGUAUUUAGAAUAAACUGCUGUGCAAUAUCAAUAAACUAUCUUGUAGUAAUAUAUUACUUAUUGUAGAAGAAAAUAUUAAAAAUUAUAAUAAUGUUAUGUAGGUAUGUAAGUGAUAUAUAUUUAUCAAUUUAAAUUAUCGAUUUAAAAUUGUGGCUUGAUUAAAAAUAUUAACCAAGAAUUUCUACUGCGCAUAUUAAACCAUUUAGGUAGUUAAUCAGUACCUACAUUAGAUGAAAAAAAAAGUUUUAAAAAACUUCUGAAAUUAUCUCUGUUGUUUAUCCCAUAAUGUGAUCUUGUUUUUACAAUAAGUUUAGUAUAGGUGAAUAUGUACGUAUAUGUAGAUUAGAUAUGGUAUCUUGAAUAUGUAUUUAAAUUACUAGUUUGCAUAAAAUCCUAAAAACGUACCUAUAACCAACAAUAUAAAAAAAACUUACAGAAAAUUAAAACUUCUUACACAUUUUAGUAAAUGAAAUCUGAAAUGAAUGUACCUACUCUUAAAUAAGUACAGUCAACAAACUUUGAUUGAACUCUUCUACUCGAAUCUAUGGGUGCUUACAUAAAGAAUCAGGUUCCCUGCAUGUAUCUACCCGUACCGGUAACUUGAUUACGUAGCGCUGACUGAGAGAUUUAAAACCGAUAAAUGAUGAUAGCGCACUCGCAGAAAGAUAAAGAAAGAUAGAAACAGCAGGUUACCGGUACGGGUAGAUACAGGGAACCCAGUCUCUCUAUGUAAGCACCCUAUCUUCUGUGACUUUUAGGAUUAUUUGUGCUGGUGGGCAUACUUAUAUAAUAUUUCUCUUCUAUUGUUGACUGUACUAUUUAAAAAAAUAUCAUAAUUAUAUUUAAAAUUGAUUCUAUAUUCUCUAUAUGUCUACCGUAAUUUUAACAAGUUUAAUUAGGUACUAGGAUAAUAUUAUUAUUAAUACACAAAUUAGAUAUUAGUAGAAUUAGCGUGUUAUAAAAACAUACUAUUAAAUGCUUCGAUAUGAAUAUGAAUUAAUCUUGAAGUUUUA